Molecule: messenger RNA, 3006 nt
Organism: Herpailurus yagouaroundi (jaguarundi)
Lineage: Eukaryota; Metazoa; Chordata; Mammalia; Carnivora; Felidae
Gene: HOXC5
Product: homeobox C5
Exons: 2
Coding region: 1418-2086 (222 amino acids)
Biological process (GO): positive regulation of transcription by RNA polymerase II; embryonic skeletal system morphogenesis; anterior/posterior pattern specification
Cellular component (GO): nucleus; nucleoplasm
Molecular function (GO): DNA-binding transcription factor activity, RNA polymerase II-specific; RNA polymerase II cis-regulatory region sequence-specific DNA binding
Source: RefSeq, a predicted model, not a curated record
AGGGGCGGGGAUUUCCUGGGGAGAGGCAGGCAAGAAAGAAUAAGACUUGGGGCUAGGGGAGGGGGUUCGGAAAGGGGCCGAAUGGCUGCGGAGCCCCUGGCCACAGGCUGUGAAGGUUGCCCAGGCGCCUGACCUGCCCACAUCCCCCACCCCCAGCCAGGUCCUUUACACGCCUCCAAAUAGCUCAGAAAUUGCUCUCCUGUGGACCUUCUGUAUCUAGGUCCCUGGAAAACCUGUUCCAGAGGCAUUUUCCAAAAAGGGCACAACACAGGCCUUUUCCUCUGCCAUGCUCAUAUAUUUGUGGAAUCUUGAAUCUUGCUUCUUUAUGCCCUCAAUUAACAUCUAUUUUCUAUCUCAAAUAUCUGGCAAAGGUACCACAUGAGGAUCAUGCAUAGGGAUACAGAGCAGUCCUCCAAGCCCAUUGUGUCUGGUUACACACACACACACACACACACACACACACACACAGAAUUGCCUUUUGCCAGUCUGGAGUCCAAACAUGGUGAGGUCUACCCAACUCCCCCCUGUAUCCUCACCUCCAGGAUCAUCCCAGAGUUCCCAGGACUCUCAGAUUUGUGACCCUCAACCCCCCCCUAUCCAGUUCUGCCCACCCAGGACCCCUCCUUCUCUGGACAUCCUGUCCACCUCUCCAGGGACUGGGUUCACUUCCCCAUGCUGACAGUCACCUCCUCAGCAGUAGCAGGGCCUUGGGGCCUCCAAGGAGAGGGACUUCAACACUUAGUUUAGAGAAACUGAGAUAAAUCCCCUGGGAUCUCCAGCCUGGGCAGAUCCCCCCCCCCCCAAAUCUCCUUCCCUCAGCCAUUUUUGGAGAUUGAAAGGCUCUGGGGGUGGGGAGGACAGAGAUAUCCGUUAGUUUUUGUAUCCUAAAUGAGGCCUCAUCUUUUCUUAAAAUUAAACACAAUUUAAAAGGCCAUUUCAAGGGUUUGUUGCAGCAACAACCAGCUUCUCCUCUACAGGGUAGAAAAUCCAGCGGUCUGAAGGCGAGCCGAGAAGCCAGGCUGCAAUUCCUCCAAGUAGGCACCAGGUGUCGCUGUGGGCUCGUUGUCCCGGCUACCCCCCAAUUCCAAGAACCAUUUUUUUUCUCCCCCUUCUCUCUCUCUUUCUCUCUCACUCCCUCUCCCCCUUGGUUGGGCUUUGCCAACAUAUCAAGAUGCGUUUCGCCGGCUUCCAUCACUAACCUCCCGGAGGUCAUCAAGCCAAAUUUAUGAGUGGCCGCUCGAGUCACGUGACUCUAUUUAAGGCUCCCUUAUUUGGGAAGAGCGCAUAGGAUAAAGAAAGAGAUAUCUCCACCUAUAAAUUGUGCACUUUGGAGAACAAAAAACCCCUCAACUUCAAAGAGUCACAAAUCACCCUUAAUCAAAAAGGGUGCAGAAAUUUUUUUUGGGCCCUCCCCGCCAUGAGCUCCUACGUAGCCAAUUCAUUCUAUAAGCAGAGCCCCAAUAUCCCUGCCUAUAACAUGCAAACUUGUGGGAACUAUGGAUCGGCCUCAGAGGUGCAGGCAUCCAGGUACUGCUACGGUGGAUUGGACUUAAGCAUCACUUUCCCACCGCCUGCGCCUUCCAACUCUCUCCACGGGGUAGACAUGGCUGCCAACCCCCGGGCUCACCCCGACCGCCCCGCCUGCAGCGCCGCGGCCGCUCCGGGACACGCUCUGGGCAGAGAUGAAGCGGCUCCUCUGAACCCCGGGAUGUACAGUCAGAAGGCGGCUCGCCCAGCGCUGGAGGAGCGAGCUAAGAGCAGUGGGGAGAUCAAAGAGGAGCAGGCGCAGACAGGGCAGCCCGCCGGACUGAGCCAGCCACCGGCCCCGCCACAGAUUUACCCGUGGAUGACCAAACUGCACAUGAGCCACGAGACGGACGGCAAGCGGUCCCGAACCAGUUACACGCGCUACCAGACUCUGGAACUGGAAAAAGAAUUCCACUUUAACCGCUACCUCACUCGCCGCAGGCGCAUAGAGAUCGCCAACAACUUGUGUCUCAACGAGAGACAGAUCAAGAUCUGGUUCCAGAACCGCAGGAUGAAGUGGAAGAAAGAUUCCAAAAUGAAAAGCAAAGAGGCCCUUUAGAGGCAGCGGGGAGGCCCGCAGAUAGCGCCCUGAGCCCGCUUGGGUCCCUGCGCCUUUCCUUUUCGGUUUUCCGCUCUCUAUAUUUUGGGGCAAGGGCGGGGGCUGCAGCACCGGCUCCGGGGCCUCACAGACAAAAGCGCUUUUCCUUGGCAUUCCGCAUCCCCACCGACCCCAGGUUCCCGCGGGGCUGCCCGCGCUGCCCGGACUCCCCUCAGUUCUGCUUAGCACCGGGGGGGGGGGGGGGGGCAGGGCAAGCUCCGCAGGGGCUCUCCAGAGGGCUGUGGUAUAUCGGCUGGUGCCGAAGGAACCCUGGCCUGGGCCGCCUCUCAGGCUUCCAGCCCCAGAGCGGCCUGCCGGAGUUAAGGUCGGCCUUGCGGGCGCCCCAGGCCCCGCGCCCCGACCCUCCAGCCUCCCCUCUCCUUUGUUCCUGGCUUAGGCUGGCCAGGCGGCUGCGGGCUGCGGGCUGGCGAGAGUGGUUGUGCCUGGCGGAGUCCGGCGCCAGACUCGGGGUGCUUCGUUGUGGCGACUAAACUCCUUGUUCGGUUUUUAAAUGAUUUGCAUAUGAAAGGGGGGAAUGACUGUAGGUCCGCCUAGGGUCCCCUCGGUUGCCCUCGGCUCUCCAAACCUUCUCCCCCAUCCCUAAGCCCGGUAACCUCUCCAGCCUGCGCCCUCUGCAUGUCCUCUCAGGUCCUCCCCACCCCACCCCCGCCGCAGACCAUUAGCUAGCUCAACUAUGGGGGUUCCUUGCCACUGGACCCCAGCAAGCAGUCCUAGAGGCUCCUGGCUGCCCAGUAGUCCCUGCCACGACUUUCUGUGCCCUCUUGCCCCCUCGCUGUUGUCCAACUAUUUAUUGACUCCAGGUCUUUCCUGAAACUAUAUUUUGUCAUAUCAAAUAAAGACAAAGAGAGAACAGGACUAAA